AUGAUCUUCGCGAACAAGCCGGUGGAACUUCCAAUAAAGAAUGUGCAAUUGCAGGAGUCACUCGCCAUCAGUCCGGAGAAGAACAUAUCCGUGAUGAAAUGGAAGUGCAACGAGUACUGGCCAGCGAGUACCAUCUUCAUGGAUGGUAACGAACGGGAAAAAGUCACUACUUAUUUAUAUCUCGGUCAUCUAAUUAGCUCUAACAGCCAAAUCAACGGCGAGAUCAUCCGAAGGAGAACAAGCGGCAUGGGCAAGUUUCAAUCACAUCAAAACAUCGUUGCUAGAGAGCGAACUGCCCAUGUCCACGAAAGAAACUGUUUCGUUUCCGCCGUCCUGUCAGCCAUGAUUUUUGGUGCGGUGCGUUGGUCUAUCACACACGCUAAGGGAAAGAAGCAUCAAUGGUGA
Molecule: messenger RNA, 405 nt
Organism: Soboliphyme baturini
Lineage: Eukaryota; Metazoa; Nematoda; Enoplea; Dioctophymatida; Soboliphymatidae
Source: the annotation of a GenBank genome assembly